This is a messenger RNA of Stegastes partitus (bicolor damselfish), 2210 nucleotides long. RefSeq names its product M-phase phosphoprotein 10 (U3 small nucleolar ribonucleoprotein) (gene mphosph10). Gene Ontology annotation, biological process: rRNA processing. The transcript has 11 exons. Gene Ontology annotation, cellular component: nucleus; small-subunit processome; Mpp10 complex. The coding region runs from base 30 to 2081 and encodes 683 amino acids. The record is from RefSeq and is a predicted model, not a curated record. Lineage: Eukaryota; Metazoa; Chordata; Actinopteri; Pomacentridae.
CGACACAGACGAUCACAUGUGGGGACACCAUGGCUAGUGCAGAUGUGUGGAGUGUGUUGGCAGAGUGUGUGAAGGCGGUAGAUGCCAGCACAGCGCAGCCAGAGGACUUCCUGAGCCUUCAGGAUGGCGUGGCAGCAGACUUCACCUCUCUCACGAAGACCCUGUAUGACCUCCACAAAGCUCAGGAGCCUGCACAUUACAGAGGAAGCCCCCUGGCUCAGCUCGUGGUGGAGAACUUUGAUGACGAGCAGAUUUGGCAGGAACUGGAGCUACAGAACAAUUCUGUAUUGGAACACUUUAAAAAUGCAAUUGAUGAAGCUGUGUCAGACGAGACAUUGACUGUUCUAGACAAGGAGGAGGAAGACGAGGAGGAGGAAGACGAGGAGGAGAAUGGUCACGAGGAAGAAGGAGCAACAGAUGAUGAAAAUGAUUUUGAGGAACCACCCAUCCCUAAACAGUCUAAGAAAAUGGCAGCGCAGGCUGCAGACGGAGCAGAGGAUUACUCAGGAGAGGACUCUGAUUUAGACUUUGAUGUGGAUGCUCUGGAGAAACGAGAGAAGCAGAAGAAGGAGAUUGGAAGGACAGGCACCAAAACCAAGACGGUUCCCUCCGAGGUGGAUGAUAAGUUCUUCAAACUGUCAGAAAUGGAGUCAUUUCUUGACGACAUGGACAAGCGGGAGGGAAAGGAGAAUGAAGACGACGUGGACUAUUUUCAGGACCUGCCCUCUGAUGAGGAUGAGGAUCUCGACCUAGUUAAAAUACUUUCAACCAAAAAGCAGCAGAAACAGACUGUAAAGAGCUCCAGGAAUCUCAAGUACAAGGACUUCUUUGAUGCUGUGGAUGGUGAGCCAGCUAAAACAGACGAGCAGUCAGAUGGAGAGGAUGACAGCAUGGAUGAAGGCCAGGAGGAAGGUGAAGAAGAGCUGGAUGACGAAGAAGAUGAUGGUGAAGAGGAGGGUGAUGAUGACGAUGAAGAAAGAAGCCAGUCCAAAGCAUCUCACAAGAAAGUCACCUUUGAUCAGUCAGCGGAUGACGAGAGCGAAGGAGAGGACCUGGAGGACAUCUUUGGAGGACGAGCGCCGAGCUCAGCAAAGUCCGAAUCAAAGUCAUCAUUUGAGAAACGGCAAGAAAAGAUGGCAAAGCAGAUCGAGGAGCUGGAGAAGGCGGCUUUAGGAGAGAAGCCCUGGCAGCUGUCCGGAGAGGUGACGGCACAGACCCGUCCAGAGAACAGCAUGCUGGAGGAACAUGUGGAGUUUGAGCAGGCGUCCAGGACGGCUCCUGCUAUCACUGAGGACACCACGCUACAGCUGGAAGACAUCAUCAAACAGAGAAUCAAAGACCAGGCAUUUGAUGAUGUAGUCCGCAAGGAGAAGCCUAAAGAGGAGGUGUUUGAGUACAAGAAGAGGUUAACCCUGGACCAGGAGAAGAGCAAGCAGAGUCUGGCAGAAAUCUACGAGCAGGAAUAUCUCAAGCAGACUCAGCAAAAGACAGAGGAGGAGGAGAACCCCGCCCAUGUGGAGAUUCAGAAACUCAUGGACACGCUGUUCCUGAAGCUGGACGCUCUCUCCAACUUCCACUUCACACCUAAGCCACCUGUUCCUGAAGUCAAAGUGGUGUCCAACCUCCCGUCUGUUACCAUGGAGGAGGUGGCUCCGGUCGGCACCAGCGAUGCCACACUGCUGGCACCAGAGGAGAUCAAGGAGAAAAACAGAGCUGGAGAUUUGCUGGGUGGUACAGAGAAGACGUCAACAGACAAGAAGCGUGAGAGACGCCACAAGAAGAAGGUGAAGCGUCUGAAGAUCAAGGAGAAAGAAAAGAGACAGAAGCUUAAAGAGGCCAGCACGAUCGGGGAAAACAAGAAGCCAUCAAAGGCUGAAGUGACAGAAAGCCUGAAGAAACUCACGAAAGGAGGCAAAGCGACGGUCCUCAAGGAUGAGGGAAAGGACAAGGCUCUGCGCUCCUCUCAAGCCUUCUUCUCUCAGCUGCAGGACCAGGUCCGAAGCCAGAUCAAAGGUGCAAAGGACCAGUCUGCAAAGAAGAAGAGAAGCAAAGAGCUUUCUGUCAGCAAACUGAAGUUGUAGUAACUGUGAUGGUUUGCUGUAAAUUAUCUACAUUUUUUGUACAGAUUCCUUUUUAUGUGAAAGCUGCAGUAUGUUAAUCUGAAAGUCCUUGUAAAAUGUUCCUACUUUGAUUAAAACAGUUGCUCAUAA